Messenger RNA from Rhinocladiella mackenziei CBS 650.93, 1662 nucleotides. RefSeq lists its product as uncharacterized. Lineage: Eukaryota; Fungi; Ascomycota; Eurotiomycetes; Chaetothyriales; Herpotrichiellaceae. The record is from RefSeq and is a predicted model, not a curated record. The transcript has a single exon. Gene Ontology annotation, molecular function: oxidoreductase activity, acting on paired donors, with incorporation or reduction of molecular oxygen; monooxygenase activity; iron ion binding. Bases 1 to 1662 code for a protein of 553 amino acids.
AUGCUCUUGUACCUCACGCUCCUUCUGGUCUUGCUGUUCGCCGCUCUACGCGGCUUUAACUUCGUACGGAACUACAUAGCAGCGCGGAAACUGGGCCUUCCGAUCAUUCUUCUUCCUGUCUCUUUCGAAGAUGCGUGGUGGAUACCUUUACGACCGCUGUUUGCCUGGGUUGAGAGUCUCCCGCUCGGACUCGGCAGCUGGUAUGUCUACACCGAGAUGGGCUGGCCUACCGUCGAUGAGGACAGAACUUCAAGGCGGCUGGGCGAGAACUUCGUGCUUUGCUCGCCAUCCAGUAACCAGAUUGUGACCUGCUACCCUCCCGGUAUCGAUCGUGUCUUUGGAGAUCACAAGAACUGGCCCCAGCCCGAGGCGCAGUCUCAGAUUUUUGCUUUCUAUGGACAGAAUGUCUCAUCCACGAAUGGCGCAGACUGGCAGAGACAUCGCAAGAUCACAGCAUCGGCAUUCAACGAGCACAGCAUGCAUCAAGUAUGGAAGGAGUCCAUCAAACGAGCCAGCGAUCUCGAUCUCGACCUUGGCCACGGAACACGCACGCUUGCCGCGAUCCGAUCCACGUUUGACGUCCUUGCCAUGCACGUUCUUGCUGUCGUGGGCUUUGGACAAGACACUCCGCUGACUUCAAUCCCACCGGGCCAUCGAGAGUCAUUGAUGCAGUGUUUGGGAUUCAUUCUCCAGCAUGUCGUCCUCACUCUCAUCUUCAACGGCCUCAAAGCCCCGGAUUUCAUGCUCCCUAGCGUUCUCCGUCGCCUGAAGGUCUCUGUGGCCGAGUUCAGACUGUACAUGGAAGAGUCGGUCCUGCGGCAGAUGCAGGCUUCGAAAGCCCCCUCGGGCCGACCCAAAAGCCUUCUAGAGGCCAUGGUAAACGCGAAUGAAGCCGAGAAGCAGCAAUUGUUAGUCCCUGGUCGACCGUCCUGCUUGACCGAGUCCGAACUGUACGGGAAUCUCUUCGUGUUCAAUCUCGCCGGUUAUGAAACAACUGCUUCGACCAUGACCUUUGCACUACCAUUCCUCGCCAUGCACCCCGAGAUUCAAGACUGGGUGAUCGAAGAGAUCGAUGCCCACUACGCGGGGAGUCAUGAUCGCGACUACGCCGCUACCUACCCAAAGCUUGUUCGCUGCCUUGCAUGGAUGUACGAAACACUGCGACUUGCGAGUCCGGCACCGCUGCUCGUGCGAACGCCCACGGUUCCGCAGGACCUGCCCAUCACGACUCCACAGGGAAAUACUACGAUCACGGUCCAACCUGGGACGAUGGUUGGCGGGCAUUUUUACGGCGCCCAUCUCUCUCCGCGCUGGGGUGCCGAUGCGCACUCUUUCAAUCCGAAGCGCUUCAUCACGACCAAUUCUAGCCCGGGUGAAGAGAAGGUGGCCGUGCCUGAGGGUCCUCUAUACUUGCCGUGGAUCUUCGGGCCGCGUGUGUGCCCCGGAAAGAAAUUCAGCCAGGUUGAGUUUGUCGGGGUCGUUGCGCAGAUAUUCUCGAAAUAUCGAGUGGAGGUUCUGCGAGCACCAGGCGAGACGGCAGAGGCUGCGAAGGUGCGCCUCAUGGGCGUGCUGGAUCAGAAGUACUUCAAUAUUAGUGCGCAUUUGAAGAGACCGGAAGAUGCAGGAGUGGUGUUUGUUAAGAGACGUGGGAAGCAAGGGUGA